This is a messenger RNA of Neltuma alba, 1211 nucleotides long. Its product is annotated as 4-hydroxy-tetrahydrodipicolinate synthase, chloroplastic-like. The transcript has a single exon. NCBI's taxonomy places the organism in Eukaryota, Viridiplantae, Streptophyta, Magnoliopsida, Fabales, Fabaceae. Gene Ontology annotation, molecular function: 4-hydroxy-tetrahydrodipicolinate synthase activity. The coding region runs from base 124 to 948 and encodes 274 amino acids. The record is from RefSeq and is a predicted model, not a curated record.
UGAUACUGUAUUUACAGGACAUCAGUUGAGGACAUAAAGUGUCUGAGAUUGAUAACUGCCAUUAAAACUCCUUACCUGCCUGAUGGCCGAUUUGAUCUUGAAGCAUAUGAUGACUUGGUGAAUAUGCAGAUUGAAAAUGGUGUUGAAGGUAUUAUUGUUGGUGGCACAACUGGUGAAGGUCAAUUAAUGAGCUGGGAUGAACAUAUAAUGCUUAUUGGGCACACAGUCAACUGUUUUGGUGGAAAAAUUAAGGUUAUUGGAAACACUGGAAGCAACUCGACCAGGGAAGCAAUUCAUGCCUCUGAGCAAGGUUUUGCUGUUGGAAUGCAUGCUGCUCUUCAUAUAAAUCCUUAUUAUGGUAAAACAUCUGUUGCUGGUAUGAUUUCUCACUUCAGUAGUGUGCUUUCCAUGGGGCCCACCAUCAUAUAUAAUGUGCCUUCGCGAACCGGUCAAGAUAUCCCUCCACCUGUGAUUCAAACCUUGGUGAUGCAAAGCUCAAACUUCGCAGGCAUCAAGGAGUGUGUAGGAAACGACCGGGUCAAACUUUAUACUGGGAAAAAUAUUGUUGUGUGGAGUGGGAAUGAUGAUGAGUGUCAUGACUCUAGAUGGGACCUUGGGGCUACUGGAGUUAUCUCUGUUGCAAGCAACCUAAUUCCUGGCUUAAUGCAUGAACUCAUGUUUGGUGGCAAGAAUCCAAAUCUGACCGCGAAGGUCUUGCCUUUGAUCCGCUGGCUAUUCAAGGAACCAAAUCCCAUUGGUUUGAACACUGCUCUUGCUCAACUUGGAGUUAUCAGGCCAGUUUUCAGGCUACCAUAUGUUCCCCUCCCUGUGGAGGAAAGGCAAGCAUUUGUCAGAUUGGUGAAUCAAAUUGGCCGAGAGCAUUUUAUUGGAGAUAAAAUGCUUGAGGUUCUUAAUGACGACGACUUUAUUUUGGUUGGUCGAUAUUAAUUUAGGCUGCCUUAGACUUGCUAUCACUAGUGUGAAAUCUGGCAUCCUACUUGGGGGUUUUCCAUAGUUCAAGGCCAGAUGAUCAUGAUGUAAAACUUAGAUUUGCACAUCAUAUUUUAUUAAGAGCAUAAAUGACGUGACCUUGUGGAGUUUCUAUUGAACCUGGUCUUGCAUGUUAUGUAAUUAUAAUUAUGAAUUAGAAAAGAUUUAAAUGGGAUAAAUAGGAUUUAAAUGAUAUUAGUAGGAUUUGAAUUGAAUUUUAA